Phalacrocorax carbo (great cormorant) is the source of this 576-nucleotide messenger RNA. NCBI's taxonomy places the organism in Eukaryota, Metazoa, Chordata, Aves, Suliformes, Phalacrocoracidae. The record is from RefSeq and is a predicted model, not a curated record.
GCGCGCUUCCUCUUCCGGGUCGGCUAGCGGCACUUCCGGCGGGUGACCCUGCGGAGUCCUUCUGGGUGGUGGGAGUGGAGCGAUGGGGCUGCGUGACCGCGUCGUUCACGCCGGGGAGCCCGAGGAGGAGGAGGAGGAGGAAGAGCUGGUGGAUCCUUUAACCACGGUCCGUGAGCACUGCGAGCAGACUGAGAAGUGCGUCAAGGCGCGGGAGCGGCUGGAGCUGUGCGACGCGCGGGUGUCCUCCAGGUCCCAGACGGAAGAGCAGUGCACGGAGGAGCUUUUUGACUUCCUGCAUGCCAGGGACCACUGUGUUGCUCACAAACUCUUUAAGAACCUGAAGUGAAGGCAGGUAUGAUUGUCCAUCUGCUUCCACAGCGUCAGCGGUUCCUGGACUCACAGUACCACUUCCUGCCCUUUCGUGCUCCAUGCCAAGUAUAAAUGAAAUGGCUUCCUGGCAGCGACUGAGCGUCAGAGUGUCCCUGUGUCUUGUCGGGGAAGAUGUGCAGCCGCGCAAAAACCAUGUUGAUAUUCUGUAAUUUUCCAUAUUAAACAUUCAGAGUUCCUGUGGAAAUA